UGCAAAACCAAAAUAAUGGCACUUUCUCCGAAACUACAAAACGACUCGUUAGUUCCCCUGUUUUUGAAACCAGCGGGAAUCUUUGUCUAGAGGAGAUUGUCUUUUAUAAUCUUUAACCAUCUGCAUCGAAAAUGGCUGAUGACAAGGUGAAAACCAUCGAGAAUAAUGCUGAAGAUGUUGUUGAAAGUCCAGAGAUACAUUUUGAGCCAAUAGUGCAGCUUGCCCCAAUUGAUGUGAAAACUAUGGAGGAAAAUGAGGAAGAACUUGUGAGACUUCGAGCAAAAUUGUUCCGUUAUGUGAAUUCUGAUUCACCUGAAUGGAAAGAACGAGGUACUGGUGAUGUGAAGUUACUCCGCAAUAAGGACUGUGAUCAAAUCCGAUUGGUAAUGCGUAGAGACAAGACAUUCAAGAUUUGUGCCAACCAUUACAUAACUAAAAACAUGGAGUUGAAACCAAGCAGUGGCAGUGAUCGUGCCUGGGUCUGGAGCACACUGGCUGACUUUGCUGAUGAAAAAACCAAACCUGAGCUGUUGGCAAUUAAAUUUGCUAAUUCUGAAAAUGCACAGUUAUUUAAAGAGAAAUUUGAGGAAGCGAAAAAAAUAGUUCUCAGAAAUUGUCCAGAGUCUUCCAGUGAAUCUGAAGAAGAACUUGCAGACAAGAUUGAUAAAAUGAAAGUGUCAUCCUCAGAAAGUGCCAAGAAAGAAGAGAAAAAUGAAACGAGUUCCCCAGAGAAAGAAACGGAAAAGUCGUCCUGUACAAAUGAUGAC
Octopus bimaculoides (California two-spot octopus) is the source of this 767-nucleotide messenger RNA. Its product is annotated as ran-specific GTPase-activating protein. Gene Ontology annotation, biological process: nucleocytoplasmic transport. NCBI's taxonomy places the organism in Eukaryota, Metazoa, Mollusca, Cephalopoda, Octopoda, Octopodidae. The record is from RefSeq and is a predicted model, not a curated record. Gene Ontology annotation, molecular function: GTPase activator activity. Gene Ontology annotation, cellular component: nuclear pore; cytoplasm.